AUGGUCAUUUUCGAGGGACCCCUAAUGAACCCCGCGGGGCUGGUGGAGUUGGUUUCACCGACACUGAGGAUCAUGAGCAGCUUUCUUAUCGUAGGUGCCGCCAAGAACCAGGUCGCCAUGAACCCCCGUAACACUGUGGUCUUCGAUGCCAAGCGUCUCAUUGUCCGCAAGUUCCAGGACUCCAUGGUCCAUAAUGACAGGACCCAUUAA
Messenger RNA from Colletotrichum tamarilloi, 210 nucleotides. Its product is annotated as hsp70-like protein. The transcript is spliced from 2 exons. Bases 1 to 210 code for a protein of 69 amino acids. Lineage: Eukaryota; Fungi; Ascomycota; Sordariomycetes; Glomerellales; Glomerellaceae. The record is from RefSeq and is a predicted model, not a curated record. Gene Ontology annotation, molecular function: ATP-dependent protein folding chaperone; ATP binding.